This is a messenger RNA of Knipowitschia caucasica, 3522 nucleotides long. The record is from the annotation of a GenBank genome assembly. Lineage: Eukaryota; Metazoa; Chordata; Actinopteri; Gobiiformes; Gobiidae.
AUGAAUUCAUACAGAGCACUCAUGAGGAUGGAUACGGAGCUGCACUCGCCGGCGCUGUCUCUGGCUGAGGAGGAGGAGGCCGACAUGAACGACUGGAAGCUGCCUCUGGCGUUUAUGAAGAAGCGACACUCUGAGAAGAUCGAAGGCUCCAAGGCUUUGGCCCAGAGCUGGAGGAUGAAAGACCGGAUGAAGACGGUCAGUGUGGCGUUGGUGCUUUGUCUAAAUGUCGGCGUGGACCCUCCAGACGUGGUCAAGACGUCCCCCUGCGCGCGCCUCGAGUGCUGGAUUGAUCCUCUAUCGAUGAGCCCACAGAAAGCCCUGGAGACGAUCGGGGCGAACCUGCAGAAGCAAUAUGAAAACUGGCAGCCGCGGGCGCGCUACAAGCAGAGUCUCGACCCCACGGUGGACGAGGUGAAGAAGCUGUGCACGUCUUUGAGGAGAAACGCCAAAGAAGAGAGGGUCCUGUUCCACUAUAAUGGACACGGAGUCCCGCGCCCCACGGUCAACGGAGAGAUCUGGGUUUUUAACAAGAAUUACACGCAAUACAUCCCUCUGUCCAUCUACGACCUGCAGACGUGGAUGGGCAGCCCCUCCAUUUUCGUUUACGACUGCUCCAACGCCGGGAUCAUCGUCAAGUCCUUCAAGCAGUUUGCUCUUCAGAGAGAACAGGAGCUGGAGGUCGCAGCCAUUAACCCCAGCCAUCCUCUGGCCCAGAUGCCUCUCCCUCCCUCCAUGAAGAACUGUAUCCAGCUGGCAGCGUGUGAUGCCACGGAGCUGCUCCCCAUGAACCCCGACCUGCCCGCGGACCUCUUCACCUCCUGCCUCACCACACCCAUCAAGAUCGCCCUCCGCUGGUUUUGUAUGCAGAAGAGUGCGAAGCUGGUGCCAGGGGUGACGUUAGACCUCAUUGAGAGGAUCCCAGGGAGACUCAACGACAGGCGGACCCCCCUCGGAGAACUCAACUGGAUCUUCACGGCCAUCACUGACACCAUCGCCUGGAACGUCCUGCCCAGAGAUUUGUUUCAGAAACUCUUCAGACAGGACCUGCUCGUGGCCAGUUUGUUUCGAAACUUCCUCUUAGCCGAGAGGAUAAUGCGCUCGUACAACUGCACUCCAGUGAGCAGUCCCCGGCUGCCUCCCACAUAUAUGCACGCCAUGUGGCAAGCCUGGGACCUGGCCGUGGACAUUUGUCUCUCUCAGCUGCCCACCAUCAUCGAGGAGGGGACCGCCUUCAGACCCAGCCCGUUUUUCGCCGAGCAGCUCACGGCGUUCGACGUCUGGCUGACGAUGGGAGUGGAAAACAGGAACCCUCCGGAGCAGCUGCCUAUUGUACUGCAGGUGCUGUUGAGUCAAGUGCACAGACUGCGGGCUCUGGAUCUUCUGGGGAAGUUCCUGGACCUGGGGCCAUGGGCUGUCAGUCUGGCGUUGUCCGUGGGGAUCUUCCCGUACGUGCUCAAACUGCUCCAGAGCUCCGCGCGGGAGCUCCGGCCGCUUCUGGUUUUCAUCUGGGCUAAAAUCCUGGCCGUGGACAGUUCGUGUCAAGCCGAUCUGGUCAAAGACAACGGCCACAAGUACUUCCUCUCGGUUCUGGCUGAUAAUUAUAUGCCGGCAGAGCAUCGGACCAUGGCUGUCUUCAUCCUCGCCGUAAUCGUCAACAGCUACACCACGGGGCAGGAGGCCUGUCUUCAGGGUAAUCUCAUCGCCAACUGCCUGGAGCAGCUGUCUGACCCUCACCCUCUGCUGCGCCAGUGGGUGGCCAUUUGUUUAGGGCGAAUCUGGCAGAACUUUGAGCCUGCGCGAUGGUGCGGUGUACGGGACAGUGCCCACGAGAAGCUCUACACGCUGCUGUCAGACCCCAUCCCCGAGGUGAGGUGUGCUGCAGUCUUUGCCCUCGGGACGUUUGUGGGAAACUCUGCUGAGAGGACGGACCACUCCACCACCAUCGACCAUAACGUGGCCAUGAUGUUGGCUCAGCUCAUCAACGACGGCAGCCCAGUGGUCCGCAAGGAGCUGGUGGUCGCGCUGAGUCACCUGGUCGUUCAGUACGAGAGUAACUUCUGCACAGUGGCUCUGCAGUUUAUAGAAGAAGAGAAGAACUACACCGUGUCAUCGCCAGCCAACGCCGCAGAACCUGGAACCCUGACACCAGUGAGAGACAGUCCGGCCGGCCCACGUCUGCGAUCAGUCAAUUCCUACACCAACAUCCGAGCGGCUACGACGGCUCGCACCCUGAACAAGAGCCUGCAGAACCUCACUCAAAACGAGGACGGUGGACAAGGGGCCUUCUCACCAGGAAACAUAAGCACGAGCAGCAGCGCCAGCAGCACCCUGGGGAGCCCCGACAACGACGAGUACAUCUUGUCGUUCGAGACCAUCGACAAGAUGAGGCGCGUGUCGUCCUAUUCCUCGCUCAACUCACUCAUAGGAGUGUCCUUUAACAGCGUCUACACUCAGAUCUGGAGAGUGUUGCUACAUUUGGCCGCAGACCCUUUCUCAGAAGUGUCCGACCUCGCCAUGAAGGUUCUCAACAGCAUCGCCUACAAGGCGACGCUGAACGCACGACCGCAGCGGAUCCUGGACACGGCUCACUCUGCUCCCGCCAGUCCCACCAGCAAAGGCACCCACCUGCAUCCUCCCGGUGGCUCUCCUCCCAUGCCCAGCACCAGCAGCUCCAGCCUGACAAACGACGUCCCCAAGCCUCCACCCAGAGACCAGCCGCCCUCCAGGCCUCCUUACACCCCGACGCUGGGAGGACAGGGCCAGCCACACUCACACCAGUUUCCUCGCACACGCAAAAUGUUCGACAAGGGACCGGAGCAGGCCACAGAAGAUGGAGAUGACCCCGGACACAGGAACUACAUUUGCCCCGCUUUACAAACCGGACUGUGCGACUGGAGCGCCAAGUACUUUGCUCAACCCGUCAUGAAGAUCCCAGAGGAGCACGACCUGGAGAGUCAGGUGAGGAUGGAGCGACAGUGGAGGUUCCUACGAAACGCCCGAGUGAGAAGACAGAGCCGCAGCAUCACGCAGAGGGGUAUUUCCCGUCUGGACGAUCAAAUAUUCAUCAACCGAAACCCCGGCGUCCCGUCUGUGGUCAAGUUCCACCCCUUCAACACCUGCAUCGCGGUGGCCGACAAGGACAGCAUCUGUUUCUGGGACUGGGAGAAAGGCGAGCGGUUGGACUAUUUUUACAACGGAAACCCUCGGUACACGCGGAUCACAGCCAUGGAGUAUCUCAACGGCCACGACUGUUCGCUGUUGUUAACGGCAACAGAUGACGGAGCUUUGCGAAUCUGGAAGAACUUUGCCGACCAGAAGAACCCUGAGAUGGUGACCGCGUGGCAGGGGCUGUCGGACAUGCUGCCCACCACCAGAGGUCAGCCCUCCACCGCCGCUCACAGUGCAGGGAUGGUGGUGGACUGGGAGCAGGACACGGGUCUUCUCAUGACGUCUGGAGAUGUGAGAGUCGUCAGGAUUUGGGACACGGACCGGGAGAUGAAAGUCCAGGUAACGACACAUUAA